AUAUAUUAUUUCUUAUAAUUUAAAACCAAAAACUGCUUAAAUAACUUUAAAAAUCAAAGUACUUGGCCAACAAAGGGUUAACCUUAACAGCCGUUUUAACAGUGGCAUAGUCCACUGUUAAGUUAACAGUGGUGUCCUACUCCCGGUCGCUAAUGGCAUCUCUUUCGCACCACACGCUCAGUAGCUCCUUGGACGCGUGCUCGCCAAGUCCUGUGUGUGAUUUAGGAAGUUUUCGGUUUCGGUUUCAGAUUUCCAAUUUAGUUCUGGUUCGAACGCGCUUCCGACGAGUCAUCACGGGUUCGCAAAGCUUGCCAUAAAAACUUGAAAAAAAUAUAUAUAUAAAUAUAAUUAAAAACUAAUUACAAAAAAAAAAAAAAAUAAACAAUAAAAAAAAGUAAGAAGUUGAAGUGAACUGAGAAUUUCGAACCGUUGCACCACCCACCACCACCACCACUACCACCACCGCCCCACGCUCACCGCUCGCUCGCUCGCUCGCUCCGCUAGUCGCUAGUUCUACAGCUAGUUCACCGCUAAUGCCACCGCCCACCACCACCACUACAACAACAACAACAACAACUACUACUAGUACUAACUAAGACUAGAACAACAAAAAAAAAAAAUAAGAAUAUAAACUACUUGUACUAACCAUUACCAAUCACCACCACCACCAAUCACCACUAUCACCACCACUACUACUACUAUUACAAUUAAUACAAAAAACUAAACAGUUAGUAACUGUUAUUAGCACAAAAAAAAAUAAAAAUAAAUAAAGAGAAAAUAUAUUUAAAAAAAAAAAGCAAGAAAGGCAGAGAGGCCCAGAUUCCGUGUCCACUUGUCCAAAAUGUCGUCAGUUGAAAUGAAAUGUGAGCUGCACUUCAAAUCCUUAAUAGAUGUUUCGUUUUCGAACUAAAUAAUCUAAAGUAUAUACUAUAUAGUGCAUAUAUAGCAUCCCGUUAGAAACAUAUAUAGAAAGAAAAGUCAAAAAGUAGAGUACCCCAACCCCGAGUUUGUCUUGCCGUGUUUGUCACUUUUUUUUUUAGAUCCUAGAAAAAAAAAAAGAACUAAGUACACUCCAUAGAACAUAAUAUUACUACAACUACUGUACUCUCUCUCUCUUUCACUAUCUCUCCGUCUUACUCUGUCUGUCUUUCUUGUUCUUUCUAGUUAACUUUACUCACUCCGUUAACCAACACUCCUCACCAAAAAAAUAAGAAACUUUCCCACUCAAAAGUUUUGAACAUAAAGUUCUCAAGAUUGGCUGGAAAAAAAAUCCCCAAAAAUCCCACUACAAAAGUGUUUCUUGAAUGUAAAUAAGAUCCCAGCCCUCAAAAUACACUGACAGAAAAAAAUAAACCCACUCUUAUGCUUGCUUAUUAAAUGCAUGUUUCUAUCGAAACUAUCGAAAGUAUCGAUUAUUAUCGUUUUGUGAAUGCCACAGCUAAUACACUCUCUCACAAACACUCUCUCUGAGAAUCGGAUUGAUCGGUGGAUCAGAAAAAAAAAAAAAAAAAAACACUCAAUAUAUUUCCCGUUAGUCCAGUUAACAGUUACAUCAUUUCCGUUUCCGUUUCCGUUACGUUCCAUAGUUGCCCAGUUCGUUUUUCUUCGUUCCAUCGUUCCUUCGUUCGUUAGUUCUGUUUGUUACGAUUUUCGAAGCUAAAACAGAGCAAAAGAAACAACAAACAAACAAACAAACAACAACAAACAGCUACAAAACUUAAUUAACAUUUGAAUUAAAUCUCACAAAAAUCUAAACAAAAUCUUUAUAUAUAUUUAAGUAUAUAUAUAGAUAUGUAUAGUGUUUCUAAUCAUCAAUUCUUACUGUAAAAUUCUCUUCUAAAACUCAAAACUAAAACUAAAUAAAAAACAAAACACAAUUUACACAAAAAAAAAAAAAAAAAAAAAAAAAAUUAAAAAAAAAAAUAUUUAAAUCAAAAAUAAUCGAAUCGAACCCGCAGGCACAGUCGAAAAUAUCACUGACCAUCAAGCAUAUGAGCUUGUGGCUAAAGGUGUCUACGGCAUCGACUUGUUUCAUGUUGUAAUUCGAGGACUUUCGUUUAUUGGCAACAAUAAUGGUCAGCACAACAUUGACAACACUGGCUGCUGGACAAACAACUAGUAGCAGUAAUCAUCAUCAUCAUCAUCAUCACAAUCACAAUCAGCAGCAGCAGCAGCAGCAACAGCAGCAGCAGCAGUUGCAGUUGCAACAGUCGCAACAGCAACAGCAACAGCAACAGCAUCAGUAUCAGAGGUUGCAACCUCAAGCAACUGCCGCAGCAGCAACAGCAACAGCAACUGGAACUCGCAACAGCAAUUUUUAUGCGUUAAACGGCGAUAUCCAGCAGCAACACGAUUGCGACAACAGCAACAGCAACAGCAACAGCAACAGUACAGGGUAUCAGCAACCCUUGAACCUGUCGCAGGCAUUGCUGUCGCCAUCGCCGCCUCUAAACGAUCAAAUAAGUUUGCUUUUUCCCAAGUGCCGGCCCAAGCAACAGCAGCAACAUCAGCAACAUCAACAACAGCAGCAACAGCAGCUUAAAGAGAAGCAACAACAGCAGCACCAACAGUUGCAACAUCAACAGCAGCAACAGCAACAGCAACAUCCUCAUCAGCGACAUGAACUCUUGGCUGACUUGAAUCUCAAUAAAGGUGAAAGGAGCAACAGUAAUAGUCCCAUUUUGGGGAGCGGAGCUGGUGCUGCUGCUGCUUCUGCUGGCAAUACUACACCGCCUUUGGCCACGCCCACAACGACAACGAGUUACUACAAGAGUGUCAACAUAAUAACCCAGUCACCGCCACCACAUUCCGCAUCAUCGCACUCCUCCGAGUCGCUGUCAUCGGUGACGCCACGCAUUUCCACCAAUCCCUUCCUCUGCAAUCCGCCGGAGUCACCGGAAAAGGGCGGAGUUCAGGAAGAGGAUCCAGACCACGAGCAGGAUCAGGAGCAGGAUCAGAAACAGGCCGAGGCAGCGGACUAUCCGGCCUCCUUCUACUAUCAUACGGUGCAACAGGAGAGCAACAGCAGCAGCAGCAACAGGAUGCCACGAAAGCGCAACGGGGCCAUCCCCGCCAGCAGCAACAGGCAGCAGUUGCACAAUGGAAAUGGGGCAGGAUCGGGUGGCAGUCAGAAUCCAUUCAUCAAAGAGAACUAUUGGGAGGCAGCAACUGUGCCACCGACGAGGGCAAGCUCCAUGUUGCACUCGCCCACCGAAGAGGGACACCAGCAGCAGCAGCAGCAGCAGCAGCAACAGUUGCAUGCCUCAUCGCGAAGGGCUUACCACCAACAGAGGGAACGGGAGCAGGUCUAUGGCCUCAGUCAGCGCUCCCAGCAGCAGCAGCAGCAGCAACAGCAGCAACAGCCACACAUCCUGCGGGUGGGUCGAAGUCCUGUGAACCGCAAUUUCCCCCAACAACAACAACAACAACAGCAGCAACAGCAACAGCAACAAGUUGCAAGUAACAGCAGCAAUCCCUGUGCCGAUGGCCUAACUCCUUUGGCGAGUCACUAUCUCUAUGGAAGCAAGUCCUCCCUGGACCAGCAUGGAGGUGUUUCCGGUGACUGGGAAUCCCGAGAGCAGCGCAAGAUGCGUCUUCGCGAGGAGAGAGAAAGAGAAAGGGAGAGGGAGAGGGAGAGGGAGAGGGAGAGGGAGAGAGAAAGAGAGAGGGAGCAACUGUUGCUGGAACAGCAACAACAGUUGCAAUUGCAGGAAAUAAAUGCGGCCAGGGACACUUUACUAAGCCAAUUGGCGGGGCAGCAACAGCAAAGGAAGCGCCACGGACAUCCCGAUGACAGAGAAAGAGAAAGGGAUAGAGAGAGAGAAAGAGAAAGAGAACGCGAUCAUCGGAUGGUAAAUGGAGGAGAUCCCAACGAGAGCUGGCAACAUCUUCGUGUCACAACCGAGAAUCCAAUGACCGAUGAGGCCACCAAGCUGACGGAAAAGUCCCAGACUCUGGGCCAGGUCCAGGUCCAGAGCCAGAACCAAGUCCAGAGCCAGGAGGGCAGUAGUCUCUAUCGGGAUGCCUGGCAAUUGGAGCGAAAUUACACGCUGGCCGUGGAAUCGCGACAUGGCAUUAUAGAAUAUGAAGGCUCGCCGAGACGCAUUGGAGUUGCCACCAAUAGCAUGGGAGCCAUGGCAGCAGCGGCAGCAGCAGCAGCAGCAGCAGCAGCAGCGGCGGCCACAGCGGACGAAAGUGAACCACCAGCAGCAGCAGCAGCAGCGGCAGCAUCUGUAGCUGCAACACAGCAACAUCUGCAGCAGCAGCAGCAACAGCAACAGCAACAGCAGCAACAACAGUUGCCGAUGGCGACCGUGACACCUCUCAGCAACACGGCGACUUCCCUUCAAAAGACAGCGGCUCGGGCUGCCUUGGCCGCUCUGGCUCAGACCCAGGGUCAUCCACAGCAUCCACAGCACCCCCAGCACCAUCCACACAGCAACCACAGUCAUCCACAUGCGGCCCAAGGUCACAGCAUCACGUUCGGCAACCAGGCACCCCAGCAGCAACCCUUGCAGGCAUAUCCCGUGCGUCCUGGCUUCCCACAGAGGAUUAUAUCGCCACCACAUCGUGAGAUGCGCAGCACAUCCCCUCCCCCACAACAGCAACAGCAGCAGCAACAGCAACAACAGUUGCAACAAUUGCAACAGCAACACUUUAGCAGUUUGAUGAGCAACCACAACAGCAGCAACAAGCAGCAGCCACAGCAACUGCAGCAGCAACAGCAACUGCAACAGCAGCAACUGCAACUGCAGCAACAACAACUGCAGCAACAGCAACAGUUGCAACAACAACAACAACAGCUAAGCAGCGACAACAACGCCGAGGAUACCAGCAAUGAUGUUUCAGAGAUCGGAACCAUUUCAGAUCUCACCACUCCCGAGGCAGUGGCCGCUGUAGUUCAUGCCACAAGUGGCACAUCCGAGGCGGCCAGUAGGGCGGCCACUCCCCCUCAAGUGGUAGGCCCCAGCCAGGGUGCUGGUCAGGGCACUAGCAAUGGCAUCGGAUCGGGUGGCCUGGGACCACUUAGCUUACACACCAAGUCCUCCACUUUCGACUAUCUGUACGAGUUCUCGGAGACGCGCAAGGUCCUGGAGGAGUUCUUCAAGUGCCCCUCCACCGACGAGCAGCCGAUCAUGGAGAAUGGCAGCGAUGUGGACAGUAUUGACAUCCAGUACGAGUUCCAUAGCAACUUUGAGCGGGACGAGGAGGAUCUGGCCGAGGAGGAGGAGGCCGAGGACGAGGACGAGGCCGACGAGGAUGCCGAUGAGGAGAACGAUGAGGCCGAGGACGAUGACGAUGGCCUGGAUCAGGAUCAUCUGGAGCAGAACUAUCGCCACCAGCAGCAACAGCAACAGGUGCAACAUCAGCAGCAGCAGCAGUUGCAACUGCAACAAGUGCCCUCCAGUGGUGGUGGCACCACCGAGCGCCAUGUCUACGGCGGCUAUGGGCAGCCCCAGACGCAACCGCAGCCACAUGUGGGCGUGGCCCGGCGCCACUAUAGCGGCAGUCCGCUGAUGCGGGACUUUGAUUUCUUCCUGGACUCGGCCAGUCGGAGCAGCGGCGAGCGCGAUGGAGAUCCCAAUCAGCUCCUGAGCACCGGCAGCGGCCAGGGCGGCCUGGGUGGGGGAGUGGGCGUGGUCUCGGGCGGGGGACACAACUAUCGUUACUCCCCGGAGACCACCGAUUAUGAUUCUAAUUGCGGGGACUUGGAUAGUCUCUCUGGGGAAAUGAAUGGAGGAGUUUCCACUUCCUGUUCCAACUACGCCAAGUACUAUGCUUCGGCCAUGCCUGUCCUGGAGGAUGGCCUCUCCUCCGGCCAUACCAGCGACACCGAGAACAACAACAACAAGAACCUGCAACAGCAGCAACAGCAACAGCAACAGCAGCAAUGUCCGACUAGCCUGAGUGGCAGCACCAGUAUCGGUGGCAGUGGCGGCAUCUCCAUGCUGAUGAACAUGAAACGGAUCUCCACCAACAAUAGCCUGAACAGUAUGCACAACCUGACAGCCUCCACCACGGACAGUAAUGGUGGUGGUGGUGGUCAUCUGAUCGGGGUCACCACACCGAGUCCCAGCAACGGACUAACGAAGCCGCCACAGUCGCAGCCACCUCUCCUGGGCCAGAGUCCCAGUAACCACAGUAAAGUGUUCAAGAACAUUGAUCCGGAAUUGGAUUCCCUCUACUCCAUUAGUGUUUUCCAUCGACCGGAUACGGUGCAGAUGACCCCGCCACCGCCAGCCCCGGCACCACAUCGCAAGCCCACGGCCGGUGGCGCCACCACACCGAACAACAAUUGCGGCAACGAUGUGGAUCUCCUGCAGCCGAGCAGCAAGCACACUCCACUGGCGGCGGCCAUCAGCAGCACCUUGCAACGCAGCUCCCCCACCGGUAACGGAGGAGGAAAGCCACGCAGCGCCGGCAGCAAUUGCAGCAGCAGUGGCGGUGGCGGUGGCAAUGGAAGUGGCAUGCCACCACCCAUACCCGAACGUAGCAACCUCCAGAUCGCCACCAGUCAGCGCUCUCCAUCGCCCCAGGGACUCAGUUCACCCGUCUGGCUGUCCAGGCACUUGGAACAGGGCGGCAAUGUCGGCGGUGGUGGUGGUGGGUCUGUGGUGGAUCAUUCGAAUCACUCGAAGAGCCACAGUGCCGAUGAGGAGGAUGUGGACACCGAUUUGGAGACGGAUCGUCUGCUGGGCCACCAGCGACUGGACGAUCAGGGCUACUACGACGAGAACAAGAGCUGGGAGAGCCGGAAGCCGAGGUCGCUGCUCUCGAAGAUCUCCCCGAAGCAGCCCAGCACCAAGACCAGGAACGGCUACAAUGCCCUGUUGAGUUCCACGCCGGAGUUGCCGCCACCGCCGCCGAUACCGCCCAAGAGUCAGGGUCUCGGCCUCGGCUCCCUAGUGGGCAGCGGUAAUGGCGGGAAGCUAUUGGACCUGGUGGGUGGAAUGGUGCAGAGGAGCCUGUCCAGGAGCUCCUCGUCGGAGCACAGCGAAAAGUCGCCGACAAAGAUGCCGAGUUCGGAUGUGUGUGCCGGCGCUGGAGUGGAUGUGGUGGCCUCUGCAGUGGCAGCUGUGGCGGCAGCCGGUUCUCCAGAUAGUCCCGGCAAUGGUGGUGGCUCCGAGCGAUCCAAUGGUGGAGGAGGAGGAGGAGGUGGCUCUGGGAGUGGAACUGGGAAUCAAGCUCAAAAUGAAAAUGCCAGCAAUGGUGGUGGCGGGAGUCUUGGUCUUUUGGCUAAUGGUGUGGCCACAACAACAACAACAGCAACAACUACCAACAACAAUAACAACAACAACAAUACAACUAACACCACCACCAACAACAACAACAACAACACCAGUGGAGGUGGCAGCAACAGCGGCAGUGGCAGCGGCAGCGGCAGCGGCGAGAAAAAAGUGAAAAAGAGUAAGAGCAAAGAAGGCGGUGCAGUGCUCAUCGAGGGCGUACUCUUCCGGGCCAAGUACCUGGGCUCCACGCAGCUGGUCUGCGAAGGUCAGCCCACCAAGUCGACGCGGAUGAUGCAGGCCGAGGAAGCCGUCUCCAGGAUCAAGGCCUUGGCACCCGAUGGCGAUGUCCAGCCCAGCACCGAAGUGGAUUUAUUUAUUUCAACGGAAAAGAUAAUGGUGUUGAACACCGAUCUGAAGGAGAUAAUGAUGGACCAUGCCCUCCGCACCAUAUCCUAUAUAGCCGAUAUCGGGGAUCUGGUCGUAUUGAUGGCACGCCGCCGCUUCGUCCCCCAGGACAUCGAUGAUGCCCCCAAACCGAAUCGCACUCCCAAAAUGAUCUGCCAUGUCUUCGAAAGCGACGAAGCCCAGUUCAUAGCCCAGUCGAUUGGUCAGGCCUUCCAGGUGGCCUACAUGGAGUUCCUCAAGGCCAAUGGGAUUGAGGAUCAUCGGUUUGUCAAGGAGAUGGACUACCAGGAGGUCCUCAACAGCCAGGAGAUCUUUGGCGAUGAACUCGAGAUCUUUGCCAAGAAGGAGCUACAAAAGGAGGUAGUUGUUCCAAAGUCCAAGGGUGAAAUCCUUGGUGUUGUCAUCGUGGAGUCCGGCUGGGGCAGUAUGCUACCCACAGUGGUGAUUGCCAAUCUAAUGUCCAGUGGAGCUGCGGCAAGAUGUGGUCAGUUGAAUAUCGGGGAUCAGUUGAUAGCCAUCAAUGGACUGAGUCUCGUGGGACUGCCGCUCUCCACCUGCCAGACGUACAUCAAGAACACCAAGAACCAGACGGUGGUGAAGUUCACGGUGGUGCCAUGUGCUCCAGUCGUGGAGGUGAAGAUCAAACGGCCGGAGACCAAGUAUCAACUGGGAUUCAGUGUCCAAAAUGGAGUGAUCUGCAGUCUGUUGAGGGGCGGGAUUGCCGAGCGAGGUGGCGUCCGUGUGGGUCACCGGAUCAUCGAGAUCAAUAACCAAAGUGUGGUGGCAGUGCCCCACGAGAAGAUAGUCAACUUGCUGGCCACAUCCGUGGGGGAGAUACUCAUGAAGACGAUGCCCACGUCCAUGUUCCGGCUGCUCACCGGCCAGGAGAAUCCCAUUUAUAUUUAAGCCCAGGGCCAGGAUAAUAAACGGCUCUCUAUUGUUAACUAUAGAACAGAAAGAUAUAUUACGAUAUUUAGUAUAUAUAUUUAAUGAAAAAAAAAAAAAAGAGAAACAAACAUACCCAUACGUAUAGAAAGAGAAAGCAACAUAGAAAGAGAAAGAGAUAGAGAGAGAGUAUAUAAUAUAUAUAAAUGAAUGUAUAUGCGUGUAUAGGUUUAGGAGGAUAUGAUUUAGCUUACCUAUAUAUAUUAUAUAUUAUAUAAACUAUAUACUAUAUACUACAUAUAUAUAUAUUCAUAUUUUUUUUUUUGUGAGGCGAGAAACUAAAAAAAAAAACUAAAAAAAAGGCACAAGGCACGCCAGCUUAGUAAUAAUAGUUAAUAAAAAAGAAAAAGGUGUAAGGACAUGGAUACAUAUAUAUUAUAUAUCAUAUAUAUAUAUAUAAACACGAUGACCUUUUUGCGAAAAACGUCCUUAGCUUAGUUGAAAGGCGAGAGAGUCGAAUUAGUCGAAGGAUUUCAAAAAAAAAAUUCAAAUCCAAAAAAAAAAUAAUAAUGCUUUCAAAAAACAAAAUACUUAUUGUAAAAAAAAAAAAACAAAAUAAGAGAAAAGACAGGCAGCUCUUUUGAUAUAACCAAACUCACUAUAUAGCACUCGAUAUCGGGCAUAUAUAUAUAUAUAUAUAUUUAUAUAUAAACUUGGAAAAGCUUAAGAAGAGAAUACUAAUAGUGAAAAUGCAGUGUUUCGUUUUCUACUCGCACACAUAGCCGAGAAAAUUUUGAUAGUUGUAUAACCUAUAUUAUAUAUAUAUAUAUAUACACACACACACCCACACACACACCCACUCAUUUCCCGAUUUGAGGAUAUAGUUUAGAAAAGAAACCAGAAAAAAAACACUCACACUUACUUAGACGCUUCGAUUUCAACCAUCUUCGUCCAAAAAUUGUGCUACUACUCGUUAAACAAGUUGAUAGAUAUAGAAGAGAUAGAGAGAGAGAGAUGGCCAGUGAGCCGGAGAAAGAGAUAGCAGAUCCCCCCAAAGAAAGAAACAGCCAUAGAGACAGAGAUAUAGUUAACCCCAAAAAAACAAGGAUAUAUAUAGAAAAUAAAAUAAAAUAAAAGAAAAGCUUGCAGAAACAGUAAAUUAUAGGAUUGCAUUACCGUUAGAUCUGGAGAUCUGGAGAGACAGAGAUAGAGAAA
Drosophila ananassae is the source of this 9734-nucleotide messenger RNA. RefSeq lists its product as uncharacterized. Gene Ontology annotation, cellular component: cytoplasm; plasma membrane; dendritic spine. NCBI's taxonomy places the organism in Eukaryota, Metazoa, Arthropoda, Insecta, Diptera, Drosophilidae. The coding region runs from base 2073 to 8540 and encodes 2155 amino acids. The transcript has 15 exons. Gene Ontology annotation, biological process: chemical synaptic transmission. The record is from RefSeq and is a predicted model, not a curated record. Gene Ontology annotation, molecular function: protein binding.